This is a messenger RNA of Didymosphaeria variabile, 1242 nucleotides long. It is a transcript of the gene POT1, whose product is annotated as 3-ketoacyl-CoA thiolase with broad chain length specificity. Gene Ontology annotation, cellular component: peroxisome. The transcript is spliced from 4 exons. Lineage: Eukaryota; Fungi; Ascomycota; Dothideomycetes; Pleosporales; Didymosphaeriaceae. The coding region runs from base 1 to 1242 and encodes 413 amino acids. Gene Ontology annotation, biological process: phenylacetate catabolic process; fatty acid beta-oxidation. Gene Ontology annotation, molecular function: acetyl-CoA C-acyltransferase activity. The record is from RefSeq and is a predicted model, not a curated record.
AUGGCCAACCAGACGGGACGUAACUCAGGCGCGCAAGACCGCCUUUCGCAGGUCGCGGAUCACUUAAGCGGUGCAAAGCAGGCUGGAAAGUCGGCACUGCUUCAGAAGCAUCCUGAUGAUAUCGUCGUCACAGCCGCACUCCGCACACCCAUCACCAAAGGCGGCAAAGGCGGCUUCAAAGACACUGCCGCCGCCGACCUACUUCACGGCGCCUUCAAAGCGCUCAUCCAACGCUCCGGUAUCGACCCCUCCCUCGUCGAAGACAUCGCCGUCGGCGCCGUCCUCGCUCCCGGCGGCGGCGCCACAGAAUUCCGCGCCGCGGCCCUCGCCGCCGGCUUCCCCUGUCACAACCUCCGUCAAGUCGCUGAACAGACAAUGCUCCAGCGCGGCAUGAUCGAGGUUGGCAUUGGUGCGGGCGCCGAGAGUAUGAGCACGCAAUACGGUCCUCAGGCUGUUACUGAAUUCAGCGAGUUGCUUGAGGAGCACAAGACCGCUGCUGAGUGCAAGGUGCCCAUGGGCGUGCUGAGCGAGAAAAUGGCGAAGGAGAAGGGCAUUCCCAGGUCAGCUCAGGAUGCAUUUGCCGCAGCUUCUUUCCAGAAGGCGGUGGAAGCGCAGAAGAAGGGCUUGUUUGACGAGGAAAUCGCGCCUUUGACGGUCAAGUGGACGGACCCCAAGACGGACGAGGAGAAGACCAUCACAGUGAGCAAAGAUGAUGGCGUACGACAGGGUAUCACGGCGGAGAGUUUGGGCAAGAUCAAGCCUGCUUUCUCCAAAGACGGGUCGAUCCACGCGGGCAACGCAUCGCAGAUUUCGGACGGCGCAGCAGCUGUUCUGCUCAUGAAGCGCAGCACUGCGCAACGCCUUGGACAGAAAGUCAUCGGCAAGUUCGUUCAGGCGUCCGUCGUCGGCGUGCCGCCGCUACUCAUGGGUAUCGGCCCAGCCGCUGCUAUCCCCGUCGUUCUCCAGAAGACUGGCUUGAACAAGGAUGAGGUAGACAUCUAUGAGAUCAACGAGGCGUUCGCGAGCCAAUGCCUAUACUGCAUUAACGAGCUCGGCUUGGACCAGGCGAAGAUCAACCCCAAGGGUGGAGCUAUUGCUUUUGGACAUCCACUCGGUGUCACUGGUGCGAGGCAGGUUAGCACUUUGUUCACGGAGUUGAAGCGGACCGGCAAGCAGAUUGGUGUCACGAGCAUGUGCAUAGGGACUGGUAUGGGUAUGGCUGCUGUGUGGGUCGCGGAAUAA